Molecule: messenger RNA, 1677 nt
Organism: Magnusiomyces paraingens
Lineage: Eukaryota; Fungi; Ascomycota; Dipodascomycetes; Dipodascales; Dipodascaceae
Exons: 1
Coding region: 1-1677 (558 amino acids)
Biological process (GO): transmembrane transport
Cellular component (GO): fungal-type vacuole membrane
Molecular function (GO): transmembrane transporter activity
Source: RefSeq, a predicted model, not a curated record
AUGACAUUUGCUUCAACUUCCAUCCAAAUAACAUCCUCUUCCACCUCCCACAUCCAAGAUCUCGGCCCGUCGGCUGUUUCUUCAAGUGCCGAUAAUCUCGGUCCGACCUCCUCCAAUGGCAAAAGCCUUAAAUCACCAGCUACAAUAACAGAUAAAGUAUAUCACGACAAAAUCAGUUCCACAACGGCCGUCCAACUACACAAAUUGAGGUCCCAAACAAAUAUCGAUUUCUCUGCUGCUACUGUUACUGCUACUGCUACUGCUACUGCUACUGCUACUGCUACUGCUACUGCUACUGCUACUGCUACUGCUACUGCUGCUACUACUGCUACUGCUACUGCUGCUACUACUGCUACUACUGCUACUACUGCUCCUCCUCUCCCUUUUUCUUCUUCUUCUUUAGAAUUCGAACAUACCACUGAAAUUAACUCAAAUGAUGAAGAAGAUAAUGAAGAAUACCCUGAAGGAGGAUUCGAUGCCUGGAGAGUCGUCUUUGGAUCCUUCCUCGGACUCAUUGCUGUCUUUGGCCUUGUAAACUCUCUCGGCGCUGUCCAGGCCUAUGUCAGUGUGAACCAACUAUCUACAAAAAGUGAAUCUCAAGUCUCUUGGAUUUUCUCCGUAUUUGUUUUUUUCUCCUUUCUCUUCACAGGCCAAGUCGGACCCAUCUAUGACCUCUAUGGGCCAUAUCACCUAUCCGUCUUUGGCGCCAUACUAUUCACUCUCGGACUCAUGACUGUUAGUCUCUGUACCCAAUACUACCAGUUCUUCCUAUCCUUUUCUGUCUGCUGUGGAAUCGGUACAGCCCUCCUUAUGACCCCAGAGGUAGCCAUCAUAGGCCACUGGUUUAAUAAAAAACGCGGAACUGCAAUUGGAGCAGCAACUGUUGGAGGAAGUCUAGGUGGUGUUAUUUUCCCCAUUAUGCUGCGCCAGCUCUAUACUACUGUUGGCUUCCCCUGGGCCAUCCGAAUCCUGGGCUUCAUCAGUAUGUUUUUGCUAACAGCAUCCAUUGCUCUUAUGAAACCACGACUUCUCAAUAGCCAGUCUACUCAUAAAAAAUUCAAAUUCUCACUCGAAACUCUCAUUGAUUACAAAUCUCUUAAAGAUAUGCGCUUUACAUGGCUCAUUAUUGCAAACUUUCUUGGAGAACUUGGUGUCAUUAACGGCCUUACCUUCCUUACAUCUUAUGCAUUAGCGCAAGGCAUGUCUGAAGAAAUGUCAUACGCUUUGCUUGCCAUUUUAAACUCCCUGGGGAUGGUGGGCCGUAUUGUUCCAGGGAUCAUUGCAGAUCGACUCGGUCGCUUCAAUACUCUUAUAGCUACCACAGCUGCAGCCUCCAUCACCAUUUUUGUCAUAUGGCUCCCCUUUGGCCAUACAAGCGCAGGCCUUAUUGUUUUUGCAAUUCUUCAUGGCUUUUGUAAUGGAGGUAUUUAUUCUCUUGCUCCAGUUUGCUGCGGACAAGUUUGCAAAACCAGAGACUAUGGUAAACGUUAUGGGUCCAUGUACUUCUUUGCCUCAGUCACCAUUCUUCUAGGUGUCCCGCUCUCAGGAUCCUUAAUUAAAAAUGGUACAGAUUAUACCCGGCUUGUUAUUUUUAACGGUUGUGUUUACGUUGGAACCACCAUCGCGCUUAUUCUCUCGCGCUACUGCGCCGUUGGUUUCCGUUGGUGCAAAUGGUAA